Angiostrongylus costaricensis is the source of this 1318-nucleotide messenger RNA. The record is from the annotation of a GenBank genome assembly. Lineage: Eukaryota; Metazoa; Nematoda; Chromadorea; Rhabditida; Metastrongylidae.
GCCCUGAUUUUUAAUCGCUGUUGGAGAUUACAAUUUUGUCAAAAAUAAAGAAGCAAGUAGAUUUCGUUUUCGUUUCAGAUCCCAACCAGUGAAGAAAAUUCUGUUCGACGGGUACAACGAUGCUCUUCUCGAUGUUGGUCACUCAGAGAUUGUCAAUUUUCUGAGUGGUCUGCUGAACGGUGGAAAGAGCAUCAUUCCUAUACCUAUACCAGAUAUGCCUCUGCUUGGAUUCUUUCAAGGAUAUAACAACAGCAGAGACGAGGAAUAUUGGAUCAACACUGGAAAACGCAAUAUCGAUGAGCUCGGCGAAAUCAUCACGUGGGCCAAUCGGACGAGCUUACCAGAUUCAUGGUGGCCAACGGAGUAUUCACGAAGCAUUCGGGGAUCUGAUUCUGGAAGCUUCUGCAAAAUGCGUCUUCAAGAAGAUGAUAAGCUGCCUUUCUUCCAAUCAUUUAUGUGUCGCUCAUUUACGAAAACGUUCUUCAAUAAGACUACCAUCCGUGGAAUUCCGGCCUAUACGUAUGCAGUACCAUACGAGGAUUAUGACACGACGUCCGACAUAAACAUUGGCUUCCGAUACAAGAACAUCGAGAAGGUCAAUUACUAUCCGGACUGGCCCUAUUGCCCUGACCGGAACCCACGUCGGUGCGUAGAUCCAGGGACGGUGAAUUGCACACUCCAGAAGAAUCUCUGUCAUGAUUGCUGCUAUGGCAGUUACGUGGGUGGAACUUAUUUGAUGCCUCCUGGAAUUUUCCCACUUGUUUGCUAUCCUGGUGAAUUUUUACUGGCAUUGAAAUGUUUAUUAGUACUUUCAGGCCGACUGAAACCUACUCCUUUCGCAAUAAUGUAUUCUCCGCCACAUUUUCUCUACUCACCUCCGCAAAUGAUAAAUUCAGUGGUCGGCCUUCAUCCAAAUUAUGAAUCACAUCGACCGAUGAUGUACAGCCAUGAACCGGUACUUUAAGCUAUAAAACUAAUUGGUUACUUUCUGAAAGUGCUUCAGUAUUCCGGAACAGUAAUAGAGGCGUUCUACCGACUACAGAUCUCGAUGCCUAUGAUGAGAAGCAGUGUCGUUAUCCAAAAUCGCGACAUAACGCAGGCGAUUGUGCCGAUGUUUUGGGAGGACUCGCGCAUAGUUCUCAUCGAUGCCGUCUAUAACAAUAUCUGGAUAGGCUUUGUUUUCAUCCCGAAGUUCAUCGACUUCAUGAAGUACUCGUUGGCAACGCUGUCAGUCCUACUACUCACGUUCGUACUCUUGAGGCGUCUACGCCACCGGCGGGUUCUCUCCAUGAGCUCCACUCAGGUUUCUUCAAACUGA